Molecule: messenger RNA, 3791 nt
Organism: Castor canadensis (American beaver)
Lineage: Eukaryota; Metazoa; Chordata; Mammalia; Rodentia; Castoridae
Gene: Eea1
Product: early endosome antigen 1
Biological process (GO): endocytosis
Cellular component (GO): early endosome
Molecular function (GO): 1-phosphatidylinositol binding; metal ion binding
Source: RefSeq, a predicted model, not a curated record
UUUCAGAACUUGACAGAAAAGUUGCUGAAGAAAGAACUUGAUUAUACCCAGUUAGAGGAGAAGUAUAAUGAAGAAUCUGUGAGUAAGAAGAAUAUUCAAGCAACCCUUCAUCAAAAAGAUCUAGAUUGUCAACAGCUGCAGUCAAGAUUAUCUGCAUCUGAAACCUCACUGCAGAGGAUACAGGCAGAACUAAGUGAAAAAGGAGAGGCUACUCAAAAGCUCAAAGAAGAAUUAUCUGAAGUAGAGACCAAGUACCAGCAUCUUAAAGCAGAGUUUAAACAGCUACAACAACAGAGAGAAGAAAAGGAGCAGCAUGGGUUGCAACUCCAGAGUGAAAUUAAUCAAUUACAUAGCAAGCUUUUGGAGACUGAGCGCCAGCUAGGGGAAGCCCAUGGUAGGCUGAAAGAGCAGAGACAGCUUUCAAGUGAAAAGUUGAUGGAUAAAGAACAACAAGUAGCUGAUUUACAACUCAAACUUUCUCGUUUAGAAGAACAGUUGAAGGAAAAAGUAACAAAUUCCACAGAAUUACAGCAUCAGUUGGAUAAAACAAAGCAGCAGCAUCAGGAACAACAAGCUCUUCAGCAAAGCACUACAGCUAAACUCCGAGAAGCCCAGAAUGAUUUAGAGCAAGUACUACGUCAAAUUGGUGAUAAGGACCAAAAGAUCCAGAACCUUGAAGCCUUACUCCAAAAGAGUAAAGAAAAUAUUUCAUUACUUGAAAAGGAAAGAGAAGAUCUUUAUGCAAAAAUUCAGGCUGGUGAAGGAGAGACUGCUGUUCUUAACCAGUUACAAGAAAAAAACCAUACAUUACAGGAACAAGUAACUCAACUAACAGAGAAGCUGAAGAAUCAAUCAGAAAGCCACAAACAAGCCCAGGAGAAUUUACAUGACCAGGUACAAGAGCAGAAGGCACAUCUCAGAGCUGCACAAGACCGCGUGCUUUCCCUAGAAACCAGUGUCAAUGAAUUAAAUAGUCAAUUAAAUGAAAGCAAAGAGAAGGUCUCUCAGCUUGACAUACAGAUUAAAGCCAAAACUGAAUUAUUGCUGUCAGCAGAAGCAGCGAAAACCGCUCAAAGAGCCGAUCUUCAGAAUCAUUUGGACACAGCUCAAAAUGCACUACAAGAUAAACAGCAGGAGUUAAAUAAGAUCACUACACAGUUGGAUCAGAUCACUACGAAGUUACAAGACAAGCAAGAACAUUGCAAUCAGCUGGAAAGUCAGCUUAAAGAAUAUAAAGAGAAACACCUCUCUCUAGAACAGAAAGCUGAAGAGCUAGAAGGGCAAAUUAAGAAAGUAGAAGCUGAUGCUCUUGAAGUUAAAGUGGGCAAGGAGCAAGCUUUGCAGGAUCUACAGCAGCAAAGGCAGCUGAACACAGAGUUAGAAUUUAGGAUUGCAGAAUCGAGUAAACAACUUGACAUGGAGAGAGAAAUAGUAUCCAGUACAAAAUUGGAUCUACAGAAAAAAUCUGAAGCCAUUGAAAAUAUUAAACAAAUGCUUACUAAACAAGAGAAGGAAAAUAUUAUCCUGAAAGAAGAAACUGAAAAGUUAAGUCAAGAUGCAAAGAUGCAGCACAAGGAUUUGAAUGACAGAAUUCAAACAGCACUAACAGAACUAAAAGAAGUGAAGAUAGAGAAAGAAACUCUAAUUACAGAGCUUUCUACAGCAAAAGAGAAAUUAACAAAAGUUUCAGAUUCUUUGAAAAACUCCAAAAGUGAAUUUGAAAAGGAAAAUCAGAAAGGAAAAGCUGCAAUAUUAGAUUUGGAAAAAACUUGCAAAGAAUUAAAGCAUCAACUUCAAGUACAGACAGAAAGCACACUAAAAGAACAGAAUGAACUGAAAAAGUCACUUGACAAAGAGAAGGAGACUUCUCAGCAGUUGAAGUUGGAACUCAAUUCAAUUAAAAGAGAAGUCAUACAGGCCCAAAAUACUUUAAAACAAAAGGAAAAGGAAGAGCAGCAACUUCAGGGGAACAUAAAUGAGCUAAAGCAAUCAACUGAACAGAAGAAAAAGCAAAUUGAAGCACUCCAAGGAGAAGUUAAGAUUGUUGUUUCACAGAAGACAGAACUUGAGAACAAACUACAGCAACAGUUAGCACAGGCAGCCCAGGAACUUUCAGCAGAGAAAGAAAAAGUAUCAGUGUUACAAAACACCUAUGAAAAAUGUCAGGAAGAUCUAAAACAGCUUCAAUCUGAUUUCUAUGGGAAGGAAUCUGAACUUCUAGCCACAAGGCAAGAUCUGAAGUCUGUAGAAGAGAAGCUUUCUCUAGCACAGGAAGACUUGAUUUCAAACAGAAAUCAAAUUGGAAACCAAAAUAAGUUGAUUCAAGAAUUGAAGACUGCAAAAUCUACUUUGGAGCAAGAUUCAGCAAAGAAAGAACAACAGCUGAAGGAGCAGAGUAAAGUACUACAAGAUAUUCAGAAAGAAAAGUCAAUGAAAGAAAAAGAAUUAAUGAAUGAAAAAUCUAAAUUGGCAGAGAUAGAGGAAAUUAAGUGUAGACAAGAAAAGGAAAUCACUAAGCUAAGUGAAGAACUCAAGUCUCACAAACAAGAAAGUGUAAAGGAGUUAACAAAUCUUAAGGAUGCCAAACAGCUUUUGAUUCAGCAGAAAUUAGAACUUCAAGGAAAAAUAGACUCCCUGAAGGCAACUCUUGAACAGGAAAAGAGAAACCAGCAGAUACUAAAAGAGCAGGUGAAAAAGGAAGAAGAUGAACUGAAGAAAGAAUUUGUUGAGAAAGAAGCUAAACUGCAUUCUGAAAUAAAAGAAAAGGAAGUAGGAAUGAAGAAACAUGAAGAAAAUGAAGCUAAACUUACCAUGCAGAUAACAGCAUUAAAUGAAAACUUAGGCACUGUAAAGAAGGAGUGGCAGUCUAGUCAACGGAGAGUUAGUGAGCUCGAGAAACAAACGGAUGACUUACGGGGUGAAGUCGCAGUCUUAGAAGCAACAGUUCAGAAUAAUCAAGAUGAAAGAAGAGCACUACUAGAAAGAUGUCUUAAAGGAGAAGGAGAAAUAGAAAAGCUUCAGACCAAAGUACUAGAACUGCAAAGAAAGCUGGAUAAUACAACUGCAGCAGUGCAGGAGCUAGGCAGAGAAAACCAGUCCCUUCAGAUCAAACAUACACAAGCAUUGAACAGAAAGUGGGCUGAAGACAAUGAAGUACAAAACUGUAUGGCCUGUGGGAAAGGCUUUUCGGUCACAGUGAGACGGCAUCACUGUCGACAGUGUGGAAAUAUCUUCUGUGCUGAGUGUUCAGCCAAAAAUGCCUUAACUCCUUCUUCCAAGAAGCCUGUUCGUGUCUGUGAUGCAUGCUUCAAUGACUUGCAAGGAUAACAGGUUAUCACAACUUCAAAGUGAUAUUACACUAACAUUAGAUUUUUAAUAAAUGUGCUUAAUAGAGGUCUUGGACUACUCUUUGAUUUGGACUCUGGUUCUGGUUGCAUACUAGACCAACUUAGAAUUCGUAUAUUUUGGAAUGUUACAAGUAUCAAGUAAAACUCUUCUAUUUUUGUGAGACUUGAGUUCAUAUUUCAUUAUUUUUUUCCAUUUAAUCCCUAGAACAAUUUUCAUGCCAAGUUCAGAAUUAGCCAAUGAAAUGUAAAUAAACUUUGGAAAGAAAAUAGCAAUGUAUUUUUUUAAAUAUAAUUUCAGUGUUCACAAAUGAUGAAUACAAUUCCACAGCUUACUUCUUUCUCCCAAAUUAUAUGUACAGAAAUGUAUAUGGUGUUGUUAUCAUGUGUUGCUGUUUUUGUUGCACAAUAACACAUUAAUUAUAUUAAAUAUUAUCUUUAUAGAGU